Messenger RNA from Plasmodium vivax (malaria parasite P. vivax), 3202 nucleotides. RefSeq lists its product as hypothetical. The record is from RefSeq and is a predicted model, not a curated record. The transcript is spliced from 2 exons. The coding region runs from base 1 to 3186 and encodes 1061 amino acids. Lineage: Eukaryota; Apicomplexa; Aconoidasida; Haemosporida; Plasmodiidae.
AUGCGAAAUCGAGCCUUCUACAUGGUGACCGGCCGAGGUGUAGGACUGUUGUGGGGAAUGCCAGCACGGGUGUUAUUGGCAAAAAAAAAAAAAAAAAAAAAAAAAGUGACAUGGCUUUGUCCCCUUUGUGGGAGGAUAUGCGUAAAGGCUAUACCUUUGAAUUUUCCCCCGGGCAUUACCGCAUUGGUGGGGCUACUCUGGUGGGACUACACCGUUCGCGGGGGUGCGCCGCAAAAAUGUGUGCGCACCCGCAGCGAAGGCGCCCAAAAGACUGCACCUAAGGGGGGAGCGAGGCAGCAUGGGGUGACUCAGCGGUGUGGCGGUGUAGCGGCGUGGCAGCUCAACGGCAGUUGCACAUCCGAAGCACCGAUGACGAGGGCAGCCAUGGAAACGAAGAAAAGAGGGACGAAGCUGCUCUGCUGCGCCCUCGGGGCCCUGGCGCCCGCCUACUGGCUCCACCACCGCAGGGCAAGCACAAGUCAGCGCGGCCACAACGGAUUUAGCGGCGACCUAGAAAGUGUUAAGAAGCUAAAAAUGAACAGCCCCCUCUGCCACAUACCGCUAAUCAUCCUCAGCAUCUACGACGGUUACUUUUACGAGAGUAAGGUGCUCCGGAGGAUUCACAACAUAUUUAGGGAGCGGUCAUCUGGGAAAGCCGCCGCUCCCUUUCCGCCUCUGUCUACAACGAGGUCUACAUCGAGGUCUACAUCCGCGUCAGCACCACCGCACCCACCUCUUCUCCCCCCCCACGGAGGAAACACAACCAGGGAAGAAGGAAGAGACGGCCCUAACUACCACUUCCUCAUGCACAGCGAAAAAAGCCUAUUCAACAAAAUGUAUUUUUACGAGUUGGUCCUGGACAAGAGUAUAAAAUAUGCAGUCAUUUCACCUCAGCUGAGUUUUUACAUUUUGAGGCAGCUCUCCCAGCACGUUGUGAAUUUGAAUACGCGGCUGUACCAUGAGGAGGAGUUCUCUUUACACCGGGAGAAGCGGGGGGGUGAUCGUAGUCUCAGUCGCAGUCGCGGUAGCGGGGUUGCCAACUGGGUGAGGCGCUUGCCGUGGGGGGGAGAAAGGAGCAACUCCCGCCAUGGUGACAUUGGCAGUGGAAGCGACGCGGGAGGAGAGGACCCCCACGUGAGGAAGAAACCCCGCCGCGGAGAGGCAAAGGGAAACCUCUACGAAAGGUACGGCAUUCACAAGUACGAAUGGACGUAUAGCCAACCGAGGGGAGGUGACACCACUCCCUCUCCACAGCAAGACCAAGUCAGCAUCAAUCUGUUGUAUCUCCUAAACAAAGCAUAUGAUGAUGUGAAUAGGAUCUGCAUCGACACGGACGCAAAUAUCUUUGUUAGCUUAUACACGAUUAAUAUUCUCAAAUUUAUUUGCUACAACAGUUAUAGGCACGUGUUAGUGAAUAGCUCUUUGGUGGGGGAGCUGGAGAGGGGCAACCGGACGGGGGGGAACGGGAAGUGGAGCAGCCUCGUCGAUUACGUUUGCGCCUUCUUCGCGGGGAGUCGGGCGGCUCAGGAGGGGCGCAUCCCUCUGAGCGACGCGGACAGGUACUUAUUUUGCGGGGAAGCAGACGGGGGGGGUGAGCGCGGCCAUUCUGCAAGUGGUUUAACUGGCGGUUUGCCGAGCGGUUUAACGAGCGGUUUAACGAGCGGUUUAACGAGCGGUUCGCCGAGCGGUUCGCCGAUCGCCCCGCCACCCCCCGCGGGGGCCCACAAAAGGGAUGGCCAGCGGGACGAAGCGCAGCAAAAUGGAGAUGGGCACAGCGACCAAUCCGUGAUGGGGCAGGGGAAAGCUAACCAGACAGUGGGAGCAGCCACCUCGCGAAAUGUUGCCACCCCACGAAGCGCUGCCACCUCAAACACCCAUGGGGGAGAGCCACACCAACGGGAAGACACACAAGAGAGGCCCCCACACAACUACGUGCAAUGCCAAGGCGAAGUGAACGAACAAAUGAAAAUCCUAAAUGACCUGUACCUCAUUCUGUACCUGCGCCUCCUCCUAGAAUGCUGCAUCAAACUUGUGAGCAUUAAAAAAAACCUCUUAGUGUUGGAGGAGAGGGUUAAAUUUGAAAAGGGAAAUAAAAUUUUUUACCUCAGCACAUCGGAUGCGAUUGAGAGUUUGAAGGUGCACUUCCUGAAGCGGUUCCGUCGGGGCGAGGAGAAGCGGGGGCUCCGGAUCUUCUUUCGCCCCUAUGGCAGCGCUAGGGGGUGCGCACCACCGGGUAAGCCGGCUGCGAAGCGGCUGAAGACACUUCCCAUAUGGUACAGCACAGACGCGCAGCCCACUGCCGAGCCGCCCAGCUCCCCCACGUGGAAAAUCGCCCUAAGGGGACACCUCAAACGAGCGAAAACCUACAUGAACCGCAAGCUCUUCCACUUGAAAAAAAAUAUUAACUAUUACGUGGUAAACGUAGACGAAGCUAUAACUAAUAAAUAUUACAAAAGAGUUUAUAAAAAAAACUUGAAGAGGGUAAAAGAACAUUUGAGGGAGAACACACAGAAGGAAAUAGACUUGGGAAGGUACCAUGAGAUGUAUUAUAACAUCGUUGCGAAUUUGAGUGGCAUCCUCUCCUUUGCUUCCGCAGUUGAUGAGAGAAAUGAGGUCCAUCGUAUUUUGUCUCUUUACAGCACUGGGGGUUUCUACCAGUAUAACUACCUCAAUGAGCAUGACAGUUUGUUUUUUAAAAAUGGGGUCAGUCGGUACUUACGACGUUUGGGUGAUGAGUGGUCUACUUCUUCAGAAAGACGAGAGGGUCCCACCCGGGGGGAGUCCUCCCCCUCCUUCUAUUACACAAAUGAUAUAUAUCUGCUCCUCCUUCUAUACACCCAGAGAAUAAAAAAAUGCCUAAAUGUAUUUUCCUACAUCUACAGUAAGAAUCACUUCAGUAGGUACUGCUCCUUGUGCUGCAUCUUUCGCAAACUGAAUUUUGUCCUUUUGUCUACGAGGAGUUCCUCUCAUUGGGUUGCGAAUGCUGCCUUCCUUCUUUACCACAACUGGUUUGCUUGCUUCUCCUUCUUUUAUUUUUUUUGUGCCCACUCGUACGUUGCCUUUUUUCUCUUGUACCAGCUUAGCACAUUUCCUUCUGUGCGUUACUUUGGCAUUCUCGCCGACCCCGGCUUGUCUCUCUACUUCGUGCGGCUGUAUUGCAACGCGCGUGCGGUUUGCGGUUCGUGAGGGGGGCGGCUCAGUG